AUGGAUAUGGACAAAAGCUACACAACCAAAGGUCUUUACAAGAAGAGUAUUGGUGGAAAUAUGGGGCUAAGAAAGAUUAAGUGUAGUGAGCCAGCUACAAAAAGCAUCUUCUCCAAUUUCUCCUUGCUAUUAGCUGAGGAACCUGUUGAAGAAUCUAAGAUCAUUAACAUGGGUAUGAUCUAUGGAGAAAACAAGAACAAUUUUAUUACCAGAAGUGGUGAGGAUUGUGAGGAAGAAGAUGAUGAUGAAGCUUCCAUUGAUUUUGAGGAUCGGCUUUAUUUCCCCCCUAAAGAAAAGGAAAUAGAUAUAUCAAAGCAUAUCAAAGACCUACUGCACCUGGAGAUUAUCAUCAGCUCGGUUUGUGAUUCAAAUUGCAAAGGCAUGUGCUUUAAUUUUGGUGUGAAUUUGAACACCAGUACAUGUAUUUGUAGCAAAGAAGAGAUGAAGACGAAUUCUUUUGGAGCUCUUAGAAAUUUGAUGCAGCAAAUGCAACCAAAUAAAUUAAUUUUAAUAUUUACAUAA
Molecule: messenger RNA, 522 nt
Organism: Humulus lupulus (European hop)
Lineage: Eukaryota; Viridiplantae; Streptophyta; Magnoliopsida; Rosales; Cannabaceae
Product: large ribosomal RNA subunit accumulation protein YCED homolog 1, chloroplastic-like
Exons: 2
Coding region: 1-522 (173 amino acids)
Source: RefSeq, a predicted model, not a curated record